AUGGCCACACCAACUCCAGUAUUAACGGCCGAGGGUCUCGCCAAGACUCUUCGAAUGGCAAUAAGACAAACGACGGCAACCGUAACAAGCGCACCAACAGCUACCGGCGUGGACUUCUUGACUACAGAACAUAUUACUAUCGACGGAUUCACCAAUGCUCACGCAACAAACCCUGGUAAGACGAUAGACAUCGCGAUACCCACAUGUAUCCAGACGAUAGAGCCGGACGCCAACGGAUACCUGCCUCCGGGCACAUGUAAUGCCCUCUGGGACUAUUAUCCAAGCUUCUCAGCUGCUCUCGCCUUCGCGAUCCUCUUUGGGUUACUGACACUUGCUCACUUAUACCAGGGCAUAGCAUAUAGAAAGAAAUUCUGCUGGGUCAUCGUCAUGGCUAGUUUCUGGGAAACGAUGGCCUACCUAUUCCGCACCGUUAGCACUCGCUACCAGUCAAACACGGCUAUAUACCUAGUAUUCCAGAUCUUCAUUCUUCUCUCGCCGCUGUGGGUCAAUGCUUUCUGCUACAUGGUCCUCGGUAGGAUGAUCCACUUCUUCACCCCUUCACGCCAAGUAUUCGGGAUACCGGCGCCGAAUUUGGCUGCGGCCUUCGUGACUUUCGAUUUCAUCGCAUUCUGCAUACAGCUCGCGGGCGGUUCCAUGGCAGGUCCGACGGCGCCCGCGGACGAACAGCUGAAAGCCAUUCAUAUAUACAUGGGCGGCGUCGGUCUGCAGCAAUUCUUCAUCGUCGUGUUCGUCGUGUUCGCGGUUAAGUUUCAGUUAGAUAUGCGCGAUCUAAGGACCUUUAGUAGUCAGCAACCCAGUUGGAGGUCCGGGUGGCGCCCGUUGUUGUUCACGCUGUAUGCGUCCCUGACAUGCAUCACUAUUCGUAUCAUAUUCCGAUUAGUUGAGUUUUCGUCCGGGUCGACCGGUGUGUCGAAUCCUUUGUUGACCAAUGAGAGCUACUUCUACGUGCUCGAAGCAAUGCCGAUGCUGUUUGCUAUUCUUUCUUUUAACGUCAUCCACCCGGGAAUAGCUCUGGUCGGGCCCGAGUCCGAAAUGCCCGGAUUCUUUUCUACGUGUACGGGCUUCCCUCGGAAGAGAAAGCAUUUUAAGGAGUUGGACGAGUCUGAAGGUGAGGAGAUGCUCGACCUUACGGACGUAGAUACCUCCGGACUUCCAUAUAUAGCGGAAUCCCCCAACUACGCCGCUCCCUUGGUAUACAUGGACUCUGCAUGGACCUACCGGCUUUCAUGUCCAUCGACCCUUACUAGAACGCCACCUUCAACGGCGAGCGGAGAAUCAUAA
Annulohypoxylon truncatum is the source of this 1302-nucleotide messenger RNA. Its product is annotated as RTA1 like protein-domain-containing protein. The record is from RefSeq and is a predicted model, not a curated record. The coding region runs from base 1 to 1302 and encodes 433 amino acids. Gene Ontology annotation, cellular component: membrane. NCBI's taxonomy places the organism in Eukaryota, Fungi, Ascomycota, Sordariomycetes, Xylariales, Hypoxylaceae. The transcript is spliced from 6 exons.